Elgaria multicarinata webbii is the source of this 3559-nucleotide messenger RNA. RefSeq names its product transmembrane protein 209 (gene TMEM209). The transcript has 15 exons. Lineage: Eukaryota; Metazoa; Chordata; Lepidosauria; Squamata; Anguidae. The coding region runs from base 41 to 1717 and encodes 558 amino acids. The record is from RefSeq and is a predicted model, not a curated record. Gene Ontology annotation, cellular component: membrane.
GCACUUCGAAAAGGAAGCGUGCGGCGACGGAGGAGGAACCAUGCAGGGGGAACAAAGUCCAACUGCUUCCCUCAUUGACAGAACCAUCAAGAUGAGGAAAGAAACGGAAGCGAAGAAAGUGGUCUUAGCGUGGGGACUCCUUAACCUGUCAGUUGCUGGCAUGAUUUAUACUGAAAUGUCUGGAAAACUAAUAAGUUCCUAUUACAAUAUUUCAUGCUGGUUGCUAUGGUAUAUUGAACUUGCGCUUGCAUCGUUGUUCAGCCUCAAUGCCUUAUUUGAUUUCUGGAGGUACUUUAAAUAUACUGUGUCCCCAACCAGCUUGGUUAUGAGUCCUGGACAACAAACCCUCCUGGGGUUACAGAAUGCAGCUGUCCAGACUACUCCGCCGCGUGCGUUGGUGCUAAAGAAGACUCCGCCUUCCCCGCCCUCGCCUCCCAUCCAGGGGCAGAGUGUGCUGAGCUAUAGCCCUUCCCGCUCACCUAGCGCCAGCCCCAAAUUUGCCACCAUGUCUGGCUACAGUCCUCAGCUUCAAGGUGUGCCUGGCAGCAGUGGUUCUUACAGUGCUGCUGUGACUUACUCCCCGGGCAGCAGCUACAGCAAGGCGUCGCCUUUCAGCCCUUCCUCGGGGACUUGCGCCUAUCCCACCAGCAUUGGCCCAGUGGAUAGCAGUGGAGUGAGGUCACGGUACCGCUCUUCGCCCACCGUCUACAAUUCCCCUACUGGCAAGGAAGACUAUAUGAACGACCUGAAGUCCCUUGACCAGUUCCUUCGAAGCGAGGAAGAGAAGCAGCACCGAGUCCAGCUGGGCAGCUCCGACUCUAGCUCGCCUUCCAGCAGCCCCACUUUCUGGAAUUACAGCCGCUCCAUGGCAGACUACGCGCAAAUGCUCCGGAAAUUCCAGUACCAGCCUGCCUGCCGGUCCCAGGCCCCCUCGGCCCACAAAGACGAAGCUGACUUGAGUUCCAAGCAAGCUGCAGAAGAGGUCUGGGCACGAGUGUCAAUGAGCAGACAACUGCUCGAUCAUAUGGACUCUUGGACUGCUAAAUUUAGAAAUUGGAUUAAUGAGACCAUUUUAGUGCCUCUUGUUCAGGAGACUGAAUCUGUGAGCACUCAGCUGCGGAGAAUGGGAUGUCCAGAGCUGCAAAUUGGAGAGGCCAGUAUCAGUAGUUUGAAGCAGGCAGCGUUGGUCAAAGCUCCACUCAUUCCUACCUUGAACACAAUAGUGCAGUACCUGGACCUUACACCAAACCAGGAAUAUUUGGUUGAAAGGAUCAAAGAGCUUUCUCAAGGAGGAUGCAUGAGCUCAUUCAGGUGGAAUCGAGGCGGAGACUUCAAAGCCCGCAAAUGGGAUACUGAUUUGCCCACAGAUGCUGCGAUCAUCAUGCACGUGUUCUGCACAUACCUUGACGCCAGGCUGCCACCUCAUCCAAAAUAUCCUGAUGGCAAAACCUUUACCUCCCAACAUUUCAUUCAAACGCCUGAUAAGCCAGACAUUUCAAACGAGAACUUGUUUUGCAUCUAUCAGAGUGGCAUCAACCCUCCACACUACGAACUUAUUUACCAGCGACAAGUCUACAAUCUACCCAAGGGCAGAAACAACUUGUUCCACACCUUGCUUAUGUUCCUGUACAUCAUAAAGUCUAAAGAGUCUGGGAUGCUUGGGCGUGUCAAUCUCGGCUUAUCCGGUGUGAACGUUCUGUGGAUUUUUGGAGACUAGCUGGUUUGCCAGUCGCUGGGACAGAACUCAUGUUGGACAUGAAGAUCAACACCUCCACCUGUUGGGUGAAGAGGAUUCAACAACUUGGUGGAUUUACUGUCUUGAAAAACAUGGUUUGGAUAUAAAGCGAGGGAUUUACUUUAUUUUUUUUUAAAAAAAAAUACUGUAUUGGACUAAUACGAAAUACUUUUAGCAUUGAAAAGUCGAAAGGUUUCUGCGUACAACUUUACUUGAACAUCAUAUCGGGAAACUGCCAUCAUUUCUGGAUGAACUGAAUUCCUCAUUGAGAGAGAUCAUCAUUUUUACUACUUCUUCUAGACAGCAAAGCAGAAGGCAACUUGGAAGGGGCCUGAUUUGUCACACUCCAUCCAUCUCAGGAGUUUCAUAUGACCCUGAACCCAAGAAUUAACAUUGCUCAAUUGGAACUGAGUACCCAAACGACUGUGUGUGUGCUGCUUGCUGCUGCUUUGUAUUACUAGAAUUGAAAAAAAUAUAGCCACAUCCGUGCAUCCGAGUGCAAGGCCUUAAACCACACAGACACACAAAAAUGAGAAUUCUGUGGAGACCUGGUUCUGCUGGUCAGAAAGGUAUGUUCCUGGCCUCUCUUGCAUGUUAAGUGGUCUGAUGCCCUCUAUGUUUGGUUUCAUUUCUUUUUUAAAGUGACGCUAUUGUACCUACUCCAGCAACAACAUUCUAGGUCUAAUUUGCUCUGAGAAUACUUGGAUCAAAAUUUUAAAGCCGAAAAUAGCAGGUGUACCACAGGGCACUUUGAAGGUCUAGUCCGUAUUGGGCCUGGCUGACUCCCUCAAGAUUUUGAGCCAAUGUUUUAUUUUUUUAGUUUCAGACUUCCUGGUUUUAAUGGGGAUUGUUUUCUAGUGACUUAAAGAGACUUCUCUUCCUUUCUUCUGCACUGCACAGAAAUAAAGGGAUUGCCAUUAGCCCAUGAACCAGAGGGUUGGGUCUCCUUUCCUCCUUCUUAGUACCCGAUAGCAUGAAGUUCAUUCUUGUAGGUCUCUUGUUAUCACUCCAGCAAAGCUGCCGUGUGAGUCCUACGACCAAAACAACAUUGACAGCUUCACCACCACCACCCCAGGUAUAACAGGAGAAGAAGUGUUAUUGGAUGGAUGUCCAUUUCUUUGGAUAACCUGCUUCAGAUUUGUAAUUAACUGGCUGUACACCAUCUACCAGGAAUGUCUCCUGUAUGGGUCCUUAUUGGCAUGAGAAGGGUGCUGCUCCAUUCAUGUCUGUGGGGCCUGCAAAACAGACAUUCCCAGUGGGUUAUGGGCGUCUUGGUGGCAAUAUUGUUUUCUUGCCGAUCUCCAGCAGUGUAAAUAACUUUGUGCUUGACACCCUGGAUAGGAAGUGGCCACUGAAGCGAUUGUAACAUGUUUUUUAAAAGUUGGUUUCCUGUGUAAACACUGCCCCCACCCCAGAAAAAAACACCCUUUAGCAUAUACCCCUUAGUACACAAGCAUUUGACAGACAUAACCGAUUCUUUUAAACAGACCGUUUUCAGAGGGGAAAGUUCUUAACCAUCAGCAGAAAAUGCAAUUCGUUUAAUUACCUACACUCACCAAAGUCUAGCAAAUCGCAGCCCUGUCUCUCUUGGCCGGAAUACAGGCCUGUGAGGCCCACGACCCAGAAACGCUUCCCACUGAUCUGGCUCAACAUGCUUGACUUCCAUUGUUGCCUUGACAAUGUGUGAUUGUACUCUGAUUUUGUAGCUACUAGGUUUUGAAGUCCUGUCACUGUGACCGCGGUCUGUGUUUUGCAUUUUCUCAUCCGUGCCAGGCUCUCUUCGGGGAGCUGAGACCUUUGUUGAUUUCUUGGUGCUAGCAUUAA